Molecule: messenger RNA, 741 nt
Organism: Malaya genurostris
Lineage: Eukaryota; Metazoa; Arthropoda; Insecta; Diptera; Culicidae
Product: leptin receptor gene-related protein
Exons: 3
Coding region: 91-438 (115 amino acids)
Biological process (GO): late endosome to vacuole transport via multivesicular body sorting pathway
Cellular component (GO): endosome
Source: RefSeq, a predicted model, not a curated record
UAAUUAUGGUUAUACGAACUAGUGUAAGUAUGAUUUCUUUGCUGUUUCAGAAAAUAAGUAUAUUUUCUAGCUUUUGUUUACAGAAUUGUUAUGCUGGCUAUGCUUGGCUCUAUUGGAAUGACAAUGAUCAUCUUGGCCUGUGCGCUUCCAUCUUACAAAGUCUGGUGGCCCUUCUUUGUAGUAUUGUUUUAUCUCAUCUGUCCUAUCCCAACGCUUGUUGCCAAACGUAACCAGUCGGAUGAUGACGAAUCCCGGAUCACAAAUUCGAUGUUUGCUACAAUCGGAAUUGUCAUUAGCAGUUUCGCUCUACCAAUAGUACUAGCCCGGGCGAUGGUGAUUCACUGGGGAGCUUGCUAUCUCACAUUGGCCGGGAACGUUAUUGCCUACAUCACAGUGCUCGGUUACUUCUUUGGGUAUGAUUCUGGUGAUUCCUGGUAAUGGUAAAAUCGAAAAUUGCUGAAACCAUCAAUAAAACUACUCCAAAAUUAUGUACCGCGUAAAUAAUCCAAGUAAUUAUUUUUUUUUUAAAUAUUUAUAAUUUGAUUUUAUAGAGCCAACUAGUAUGAAAUCAUCUCAUUCGAUAGGUUCACAAUUACAAGGAAUUGUGUCUGAUAAGCCAAGACUUUCAUUUUUUUAUCACAGCUUAAUGCUGGCUUGUGGUAGAAUAUGAAUAAAGUGUUAUUAUUUUUCAUUCGUGAAAAAGAUUUGUUUUGCUCAUAUUUGGAUGGACAGUCAGAUAAA